Molecule: messenger RNA, 2037 nt
Organism: Schistocerca nitens (vagrant locust)
Lineage: Eukaryota; Metazoa; Arthropoda; Insecta; Orthoptera; Acrididae
Exons: 10
Source: RefSeq, a predicted model, not a curated record
AUGGAAGGCCACGACUAUGACAGACGUCAGGUGACAACGGCUGCCAAGGACGAAAGCUUUGCUGACAGUUCGCCAUCACUCAAGUCGCUUCAAGGAUUGGUUCGCCUGACUACGGACGACGACCUGCCGCCCGGCUGUUUGGCAGACGUGCCUCUAGCGGCAGGCAACGCCUCGCGAAGGCCCGCCUCCCACGGGCCGCAGGUGGGCGCGGGCAGCGUGGAAUCCGGAAGGGCGGCAGUGGCGGCGGCGGCACCUCAAAGGCGGCCCAGACCCACAUAUCGGGCCCAAUUAAUGCGCGCCUGGGAAGCCGCCGCCUUUUACUUAGGCGUCCGGGGCACGGAGUGCAACACGCCUGUGCUCUGUACCAGCGACCGGCGGGCCACACGUGCGCCGCAUUCCUCCGGCAGCCGGUCGCAGCAGGAAGCGAGAAGCCCGGCAGGCUCGGCGAGGGGAGUCGGUCCGCGCCGCGGCGCGCCGCGCGUCCUUGCUGGGAGCGGAGCUGCGCCCGCAGCCGCGUCCGCCGGCGACACCUCCGGCUCCAGCUCCAGCUCCAGACUCGCCUGCCCAAAGCGCAGCCGCGUGGCCCGCCUCGCACCGCGCCGUGGCGGCGCCCUGUCUGGGGCGGCCGACAUUACCUCCGUCGCCGCGGUUACGAAAUCACUCGUAAUUCACCGCCGCACAGAUGCAGCUGCGGCUGCGACUCCAGCAAACCGGUUAACAAAACCUCCUGCAUCAGCAGCUUGGCCCGCACCCAUGCCUGACAUGCCCAAGAUCAUCUCACUCGACGUCAAGUGCGAGCGCGACCUCAUGAAGGUGUACCUGGCCUUCGACAAGCCGUUCUACGGCAUCGUGUUCAGCAAGGGCCACUACAGCAACGUCAACUGCGUGCACCUGCCCGCCGGCCUGGGCCGCAAGGCGGCCACCUUCGACAUCAGCAUCCACUCGUGCGGCACCGCCGGCAACUCCGAGAACGGCCUCUACGGCUACGGCGCAGACUCCGGCUCCGGCACCUACUUCGAGAACAUCAUCGUCGUGCAGUACGACCCGCAGGUGCAGGAGGUGUGGGACCAGGCGAGGAAGCUGCGCUGCACGUGGCACGACCAGUACGAGAAGUCCGUCACGUUCCGGCCCUUCCCCGUCGACAUGCUCGACGUCGUCAGGGCUGACUUCGCGGGAGACAACGUCGGCUGCUGGAUGCAGAUACAGGUGGGCAAAGGCCCGUGGGCCUCAGAGGUGUCUGGGCUGGUGAAGAUCGGCCAGACGAUGACGAUGGUGCUGGCCAUCAAGGACGACGACUCGAAGUUCGACAUGCUGGUGAGGAACUGCAUGGCGCACGACGGCAAGCGCGCGCCCAUCCAGCUGGUGGACCAGAAGGGCUGCGUCACCAGGCCCAAACUCAUGUCGCGCUUCACCAAGAUCAAGAACUUCGGCGCCAGCGCCUCCGUCCUCUCGUACGCGCACUUCCAGGCCUUCAAGUUCCCCGACUCGAUGGAGGUGCAUUUCCAGUGCACCAUCCAGAUCUGCCGCAACCAGUGCCCCGACCAGUGCUCCGAGGCGCCACCGCUGGCGCUCUACGGGGCCGACACCAUCUAUGGUAAGCCAAGCCCGCCGCCGCAGCCCCUGGAGGCGUACCUGAACGCCGCGGGCGCUGCGCGGCCCCGAGACGAGCGUCGGGUGCGCCGGCAGCGGCGGGAGGUGCCGCCCCACGACGCACGCCGCCAGCAGGACGCCUCCGGCUCGACGCCACCCCCGGAGAAGUCGGUGGGCGUGAACCGCGUCAUCCGCGUCGUGUCGACUGGUGACCUGACGUUUCCGCUGGACGAGGCGGCGGCGCGCCAGCAGGCCAUCCCCGUGGCCGAGGGCUCGACGGCGGGGGCGGGGGCGGGCCCCGACAGCGAGCCCGCGCCGCACCACCUCAUCUGCAUGACGACGCCCGGCUUCGCGGCGACGCUGGUGGUGCUGCUUGCCGUGCUGCUGGCGUCGUGCCUGGCGUCGGCGCUGCUGUGCGUGCGCCUGCGCCCGCUGCUCGCCGCCGCC